Molecule: messenger RNA, 4101 nt
Organism: Tupaia belangeri chinensis (Chinese tree shrew)
Lineage: Eukaryota; Metazoa; Chordata; Mammalia; Scandentia; Tupaiidae
Gene: ANKRD52
Product: ankyrin repeat domain 52
Exons: 28
Molecular function (GO): protein binding
Source: RefSeq, a predicted model, not a curated record
CCGCUCCGGCUUGGCCGGCUCCCUGCCUGCCGGCUCUCCCUGCAGCCGCCCCUGGUCCAGGCCAUCUUUAGCCGAGAUGUGGAGGAAGUGCGUUCCCUCCUCUCCCAGAAGGAGAACAUCAAUGUGCUGGACCAAGAGAGGCGAACCCCAUUGCAUGCUGCUGCCUACGUAGGCGAUGUCCCCAUUCUCCAGUUGCUACUGAUGUCAGGUGCUAAUGUCAAUGCUAAGGACACACUGUGGCUGACCCCUCUUCAUCGUGCUGCUGCCUCCCGAAACGAGAAGGUGCUGGGGCUGCUGCUGGCACAUUCAGCAGACGUGAAUGCCCGGGACAAGCUGUGGCAGACACCACUGCAUGUGGCUGCUGCCAACCGGGCCACUAAGUGUGCUGAGGCUCUGGCACCCCUGCUGAGCAGCCUCAACGUGGCUGACAGGAGCGGGCGCAGUGCUCUGCACCACGCAGUGCAUAGCGGGCAUCUUGAGACGGUGAACCUGCUCCUCAACAAGGGAGCCAGCCUGAAUGUCUGUGACAAAAAGGAGCGGCAGCCUCUGCACUGGGCAGCUUUUCUAGGGCAUUUGGAGGUCCUGAAACUGCUGGUAGCACGGGGAGCAGACCUUGGCUGUAAGGACCGCAAGGGCUACGGGCUGCUCCACACAGCUGCUGCCAGUGGCCAGAUCGAGGUGGUGAAGUACCUGCUCCGGAUGGGGGCUGAGAUUGAUGAGCCCAACGCUUUUGGAAACACAGCUUUGCACAUCGCCUGCUACCUGGGCCAGGAUGCUGUGGCUAUUGAGCUGGUGAAUGCAGGAGCCAAUGUCAACCAGCCGAAUGACAAGGGCUUCACGCCACUGCACGUGGCUGCAGUCUCCACCAAUGGCGCGCUCUGCUUGGAGCUGUUGGUCAAUAACGGGGCCGAUGUCAACUACCAGAGCAAAGAAGGGAAGAGUCCUCUGCACAUGGCUGCGAUCCAUGGUCGUUUCACGCGCUCCCAGAUCCUCAUCCAGAAUGGCAGUGAGAUCGAUUGUGCCGACAAAUUUGGAAACACGCCACUGCAUGUGGCUGCUCGCUAUGGACACGAGUUGCUCAUCAGCACCCUCAUGACCAAUGGCGCGGAUACCGCCCGGCGCGGCAUCCAUGACAUGUUCCCCCUGCACUUAGCUGUUCUCUUUGGAUUCUCCGACUGUUGUCGUAAGCUCCUUUCCUCAGGUCAGCUGUACAGCAUUGUAUCUUCACUCAGCAACGAGCAUGUGCUUUCUGCUGGGUUUGACAUCAAUACCCCCGACAACCUUGGCCGCACCUGUCUUCAUGCUGCUGCUUCUGGAGGGAAUGUUGAAUGUCUUAAUUUGCUUUUGAGCAGUGGAGCUGACUUGAGGAGGAGAGACAAAUUUGGAAGGACCGCACUGCACUAUGCAGCCGCCAACGGUAGCUACCAGUGUGCGGUAACGCUGGUGACUGCUGGGGCAGGGGUCAACGAGGCUGACUGUAAAGGCUGCUCUCCCCUCCACUAUGCUGCCGCCUCUGACACAUACCGGAGAGCGGAACCCCACACAGCUUCCAGCCACGAUGCUGAAGAGGACGAGCCACUGAAGGAGUCUCGCAGGAAGGAGGCCUUCUUCUGUCUGGAGUUCUUACUGGAUAACGGUGCAGACCCCUCCCUGCGGGACAGGCAGGGCUACACAGCCGUGCACUAUGCAGCCGCCUAUGGCAACAGACAGAACCUCGAACUGCUCUUAGAAAUGUCCUUUAACUGCCUGGAGGAUGUGGAGAGCACCAUUCCAGUCAGCCCUUUGCACUUAGCUGCCUAUAACGGUCACUGUGAAGCCCUGAAGACACUGGCCGAGACGCUGGUGAAUCUGGAUGUAAGGGACCACAAGGGCCGGACUGCGCUCUUCCUGGCCACUGAGCGAGGCUCUACUGAGUGUGUGGAGGUGCUUACGGCCCACGGUGCCUCUGCCCUCAUCAAAGAGCGUAAGCGCAAGUGGACACCCCUGCACGCUGCUGCUGCCUCUGGCCACACUGAUUCCCUGCACUUGCUGAUUGACAGUGGGGAACGAGCUGACAUCACAGAUGUCAUGGAUGCCUAUGGACAAACUCCACUGAUGCUGGCUAUCAUGAAUGGCCACGUGGACUGUGUACAUCUGCUGCUAGAGAAAGGAUCCACAGCUGAUGCUGCUGACCUCCGGGGCCGCACCGCCCUCCACCGUGGGGCAGUGACCGGCUGUGAGGACUGCCUGGCUGCCCUGCUGGACCAUGACGCAUUUGUGCUGUGCCGAGACUUUAAGGGCCGCACACCUAUUCACCUGGCCUCGGCCUGUGGCCACACUGCAGUACUAAGGACCCUGCUGCAGGCUGCCCUUUCCACAGACCCCCUGGACGCUGGGGUGGAUUACAGCGGAUACUCGCCCAUGCACUGGGCCUCCUACACUGGACAUGAAGAUUGUCUGGAGUUGUUACUUGAACACAGCCCAUUUUCAUACCUGGAAGGAAAUCCCUUCACUCCUUUGCACUGUGCAGUAAUUAAUAACCAGGACAGCACCACAGAGAUGCUGCUGGGAGCUCUGGGUGCCAAGAUUGUGAACAGCCGAGAUGCCAAAGGACGGACCCCCCUUCACGCCGCUGCCUUCGCGGACAAUGUCUCUGGGCUCCGGAUGCUGCUGCAGCACCAAGCCGAGGUGAACGCCACUGACCACACUGGCCGCACUGCGCUCAUGACGGCGGCUGAGAACGGGCAGACCGCUGCUGUGGAGUUUCUGCUGUAUCGAGGGAAGGCAGACCUUACUGUGCUGGAUGAGAACAAGAACACUGCCCUCCACUUGGCUUGUAGCAAGGGCCAUGAGAAAUGUGCCCUCAUGAUCCUGGCAGAAACCCAAGACCUUGGCCUUAUCAAUGCCACCAACAGUGCGUUGCAGAUGCCACUCCACAUUGCUGCCCGGAAUGGUCUAGCCUCUGUGGUGCAGGCCCUGCUGAGUCGCGGGGCCACAGUGCUGGCUGUGGAUGAAGAAGGUCACACCCCAGCAUUGGCCUGCGCCCCCAACAAAGACGUGGCAGACUGCCUGGCCUUGAUCCUUUCCACCAUGAAGCCUUUCCCACCCAAGGACGCCGUCAGUCCUUUCAGCUUCAGCCUGCUCAAGAACUGCGGCAUUGCAGCCGCCAAGACGGUGGGUGGCUGCGGCGCCCUGCCCCAUGGGGCCUCCUGCCCCUACAACCAGGAGCGGCACGGCGCCAUCGGGUUAGAUGGCUGCUACUCGGAGUAGCCCCUCCAGUGUCCCUCUCCCUGCCGGUGGCUUGAUAUCUUAUUCUAUUUAUUUAGAAAAAGUCUAAACAUUUAGGGCACUUUAAAGGAGAACAUGACUGGGUGGAGGGGCAGAGGGGGACAAAGAAGCACUGGGGAGCAGCUGCUCAUCCCUUUGCCACACCAUCCUGGCCUGGCAGGGGUCUGGGACUGACAGGGAGCACCCCAGGCCCUUGGUCCCCCCAAGGGCACCCCCUUCUGCCAAGUGUCCCAGAAUGAUUGCUAAAUGCCUGGCUCCCCCUCCCUUUGCCUCCAUCUCUCAGUUCCCCCUUUCUGCUGCCAGCUCCCCCAACUCUUCCUUCUGACUCUCCUUGCUGUAUCCUUCUCCCGCCCCUACUGCCAGGCAGAUCCCGUUUUUCUUCCAUACCCAUCACUGCCUCCCUGCUCGGCUGGCCCCUCCAUCCCCGCAGCAGUGAGAAGCCUUAAUUUCUGGUACUGUGUGAGCACUCUGGGGGUGUCCCCCUCCCCCUUCAGGGGCAGCUAGAGGAUGAGGGGGGAGGGUAUUUAGCACUGGGGCCUGGAGCUUUUCCCCCACCUCUAUACCCUAUCACCCCUAAAAUUCAAAUGCAAAACACUUGAAGCAGCAACUACUGUACCUGGGCCCCAAUCCUGCACUCUCCCCUGGCUCCUCAUAUGCAAAUCAAGGGCUGGUUCUGCCCCCACAGCCUGCCCCCCCUGGCCUGGCCCCUAACCACGCACUUUAACCUUGCUUCUUUCUUUUAACUUCUUUUGGAGGGCAGAGCCUGCGGCCGUUCCCUCCCUGGCUCUCCUCUCCCUGAACUUUGAGGCUUGUCAUGAAUUUUUAAGUAAGCAU